UCGCAGCGAGCGGACGUCUUUCGCGUCGCGUCCCCAACCCGCAUCAUCGGCACCGCGUCGUGUUAUCGUGACUUUGAAAUUAAAAUUACAAUUAUUCCGUGACUGUGCUUUGACAUGAAUUAGAAUUGGACUUUUCUAUCGCGUUUUAACAAGUAAAUCGGGACAAAUGAUGGGUGUAAGCAAUUGUAUGAGUGUUAGGCAGGCGCGAGGGGGUUGUCAUUGCCCCGCUUGUCCUAGGGGCUCGGGGCAUGGGGCUCAAAUGCCGCCCCAGACUCUAGUCCUGCCUCCCAUGGCCCUGGAGCCCGAGACCACCCCUGUUAAGGAUAAGAAGGGGUCGAAAAUGAAAGUCUUUAAAAAGAUAAAGAAAAAGAUGGGAUUAGUACCUCGUACAUCGUGCACUGGUGGCGCCCCCAACAAUCUUCCACCGCUCAGCUUCCAUGCGGUCCAUGGCGAGAAUGUCCGGAUAUCUCGUGAUGGAUCCACUGCCCGUCGUGUGGAAUCAUUUUGCAAAGGUGUUGCUUUCAGUGCAAGACCAGUUAGAGUUAAUGAAAAAGUAUGCAUACGUUUCGUCGAGAUUUCAAACAGCUGGAGUGGUGUCAUACGCUUCGGUUUCACCACACACGAUCCCACGACCCUAGCCCACGCAUUACCAAAAUAUGCGUGCCCAGAUCUCACCAAUAAACCCGGCAACUGGGCCAAGGCUUUAGGCGAAAGGUUUUGCGAAAAAGACAACAUAUUAUAUUAUUACGUCAACUCCGCUGGUGACGUACAUUUCGGGAUGAAUGGAGAGGAUAAAGGACUCUUCUUUUCCGGUGUUGAUACGAGAAGUCCACUAUGGGCACUUGUAGAUGUAUACGGGAAUUGCACAGCGGUUCAAUUUGCGGAUCCAAGAGUACCGAAUCAAGUCCGAAGAGCAACUCAAAGUCCAGUAGCAGAAGAUGAAAGAUUAGUUGGUGAAAUGAGGUCUUUAAGUGUUGAUGAAUCAUUACCACCACCAAGAUAUCAGAACCCAUUAGUACCUCUCAGUUUACAUAGAACUAAAGGAAGGAAUGUCCAGUUUACAAAUGAUAGAGGUGUUGCAGCACGAAUCGAAGCUGAAUUCUGCCAAGGAUAUGUAUUCACAGCUCGUCCAAUGCGUCCAGGACAGACUAUAGUUGUGCAAAUAUUGGCAACUGAAGCGGCGUAUUCGGGCAGUCUUGCUAUAGGGUUGACGUCAUGUGAUCCUGGUACAUUACGCCCAGUAGACUUGCCUUACGACGCCGAACAGUUAUUAGAUCGUCCAGAGUACUGGGUUGUUAGAAAAGACGCGGCUAAUGGUCUACGAAGAGGUGAUGAGUUGGCUGUAACUUUGACAGUAGACGGUGAAGUACGCGUCAGUAGGAAUGGAUCGAAUCCAGUGACGGUUAUGCAUGUUGACCAUACGUUAAGAUUGUGGGCUUUUGUUGAUAUUUACGGCGCUACACAAAAGAUAAGGAUGUUGAGUUCUCAAGUUGUGCCAGCGCAGACUCCUCCUCAGCAGUUAAGGGUCCUUGCGGGGUCAGCGGCACCGAUAGCCACAGGUUCUGGAGGCACUGUCCUGGUCGUCAGUCUUCCGCCGCAAACCAACGGACAGAAUAUAGCGAAUCAACAGGGAAUGACUUUAACCAGCGCUCAUUAUAUUGAGCCGAUACAAACAUCAUCACAGUUAUGUCUCGCCAACUUCCAACCAAUACCACCGCAAGCAUCGUGCUCCCAACCACAGUCCUAUCAACAGCAAAGAAUUAGAACUGACGCGCAAUGUUCAUCAACAAGUCAAAAUAACGUAAACGAACAAGUACAGAUACCUAAUGGACAUUCAGAACCUAUUAGGAUGGAAAGAAUACCAAAUGGACCAUCAACAAGUCGACAAAUGCCAUCAUCAUCACAUCAUCAACCGAUUUACUCUGUGAUCGGUGAAGGUAACCUGACAGGAACUGAAUGUACUAUAUGUUAUGAGAAUCCUAUUGAUAGUGUGCUAUAUAUGUGCGGUCAUAUGUGUAUGUGUUAUAGAUGCGCGGUACAACAAUGGAGGGGUAAAGGUGGGGGUCAAUGUCCCUUGUGUAGGGCACAGAUUAAAGAUGUUAUCCGCACUUAUAAGUCUUGAUGUGUUUGUGGCUGAAUUUCGCGCGGGCCUUUGCCUUAGCUGUCAAUGUCAGAUUGACAGGUGCGCGCGUAAUUGUCCGAUAUUUUUAUGCCAAAUAUGUUCGGUUGAUGAAUGUUGAAUUUGACUAAUAUAUUCCUUGUGUAGUUGUUAUUAUGUAAAUAAUGAUUGUAAUUCCAUUUUUAUAUGUGAAAAUUUGUUUUUUUUUACAUAUAAAUUUGGUAGAAUUAUGAAUGUAGUUGGAAAAGGAAAUUAAUAUAUCUGUUUCCCGACUGUUUGCUAUUGUGACAUUAUUUAUUUCUUUUUUUAUGACAUUCUUUGAACUAUAAAAAGGUUCUAUCUAAGGAGGUUAUAAUUUUCUUAGGUUGCCAGUAUGAUAUUUAUGAAAUAAUGCGUUUUAUUAUCUAUAAUAUUGUAAUGAGAAUAUUGAAAUUUGAAGAAAAAUAUAUUGUCCAUUUAUGGUUAUACCACAAAUGUUUAAUAUUGUGUAAUUACUACAUUCAGAGUAAUUUAAUGGUCUCCUAAAGUCGGGAGUAUGUCUCUGAGUGUGGUAGUUACCCUUAAAAUGUCCAGAUACCUCUUUGCAAGAAUUGACUUUUGACAUAUGCAUAAUAUUAAAAACGUAUAUAAGUUUAUGAUUAUCUUAUGUAUGAAUUAUAAUUUAUGGUUUGAUAAAGCGAGGCUGUAGUAAUUUUUCUAUUAAAAUGUUAGUUAUGGCAACACUAGAUGGAAUGUCACAUAACUUUUUGACAAACGAUGACAUCUGAUCUGACAAAGAAUCAUCGGAUCUUUAAAGAUGGUCGUUUCUUUUUAAUAAAUUUAACAAAAAAAUCUACCAAACUUAUUAAAAACCUAGCGAUUUUUUGUGUCAAAGGCUUAGACCUAAUUUGAGUCGCUGCACCACUGAAGUCAUUUUAUUCGUAAUGUGACAUUUCAUCUAAGGUUCAAAAACUAUAGAAAUGCUAUUAGUAGUUUUGCUAGGGUUUUAACUAUAGGGGGUUCCUAAUCUUUAUGUCCUAGACUGAUCUCUAUAAUUUCACGGAUGCUGUGGUAUCCUCUAAUAAUUCGAGUUACCACCACAGCUAACAACGCCAAAAUGGCAUCAAAUAGGCACAAAAUAUAACAGCUUAUAGCCUGUCCAAUAUAGAGGUCAUUGUCUAGAUCACAUUUAGGCUGCAAACUACGUCCAAUAUUGCGAUUGAGUGAUAAAAAUAUAAUGCAUUUAUUAAUUAAAAAAUUAUAUAUAAGUUUCUUAAAUCCUGGCAGUUCCUAUGAAUGUACUUGAUGAAUCUUCCAAGACACAUUAAUGGUUAUUUCCACUACGCGAUCGCGCCAACUAAGAACGUCAUUUCGACUGCGCCAGUGGAAAUAAGGUUUAAAUAGAAAGCACGCACUGUCACAAGCUCAGAGUAAAUAUACUAAAGACGGUAGAAUGAUUUUAAUCUAUUUCCAUAUUGUAACCUCAUUUCUUUAGUUAAUCUACUGCUAUCCAUAGACAAACCAUAACUUUUUAAUGCUAUUUUUCCAUACAUCUGUCUUAUUACUUUUUAAAUACUAAUCUUGUUAGAUUUUCGGUCUUUAUUUAAUAUUUACACAAUGAAGUGAAAUUUAGCUAAAAAUCGGCCCGUAGAAAUAAGAACGCUACAGUGCCUGUUAUGAAAAAGCUGAGUUUCAUAUAUAGGAUGUCCCAAAAGGUUACGUACAUAGGAA
Papilio xuthus (Asian swallowtail) is the source of this 3829-nucleotide messenger RNA. RefSeq names its product E3 ubiquitin-protein ligase neur (gene neur). Gene Ontology annotation, molecular function: ubiquitin protein ligase activity. NCBI's taxonomy places the organism in Eukaryota, Metazoa, Arthropoda, Insecta, Lepidoptera, Papilionidae. The record is from RefSeq and is a predicted model, not a curated record. The transcript has 4 exons. Bases 167 to 2122 code for a protein of 651 amino acids.